AUGCGCAUCGAGAAGCUCGAGGCCGAAGUGGCGAUCCUGCGAGACCAAAUGCAGAUGCCGACACGACAACUGCAGUGCCGCAAUCAUAGCCAAUACCUCGUGCCAAUAUUCUGUGAAAGGCACGACAGCGUCACAUCAGUAUCGUCGCGAAGCGCCAUCCUUUUCGAUGCAAUAGUCAGCAUCGGCUGUCGAGCUGACGAAGGUUUUAACACAACCAUUUAUCGCCAACUUCAGGCUCGAGUGCGCGACCACAUCACCCAUCUCAUCAUCAACACUAGCGUCCCUACGAUUGAGGAUAUCCAGGCCGUAACUCUGGUGGCUGCAUAUUCUGAAAAUGGCUUUGUCUUGAUUGCCAUGGCACUUCGAUUUGCUAUGCAACUUGGAUUACCUCAUGCUGUCGAUCGGCUAAUUGGGAAAGGCCAUGCUAGAUCAAGAGCCAUUUCCAGCGAUGAGAGGGAGCUUUAUAGGCUAUGCAGAGUCUGGCAUGGCAUUUGCAACCUUGAACUUUUUUUCUCGCUCGAUGGCGGAAAACUUCCUGGCUUGACCCUUCAGAUCUCACCACGGAAGAUCAGAAGCCUCCUAGCCCAUCCGGAGCGUACAUCAGUGGACAUCCGCCUGCUCUCCCAAGUAGAGCUCAACAUCAUCCGUACUGAAGCGUAUACCAAGAUCAUGGGCCGGAACAGCGACUUUCUGUCUCAACAAAGCGAAGAACAGCUGCGGAUUGCGGUGGAUGAAGCGAGUGUUGAGCUAUCGCUAUGGCUCGAAGAAUGGAGAAGCAUUGUUUCGACCGAGCCCAUAUCGCAGAGACGAGGACUUGCCUUGCAGAAUCUCCAGAUCCAACAUGAAUGGGCUAUGAUGACUUUAUACCUCAAAGCCGUGGCGUCCUCUGGUAUCGAAAAUAUCGCCUUCAUGACUGACUUCCAGCGAGACUUCAUCUGUAGAGCUAAGGAGGCAGCAAGCCGCCAUUUGCACUACAUGCUACAGUCAUCUUCUUCGGCAUCGCCAAUCUCGUCUCCGGCAUCGACCACACAAACCACUGCAUCCACCUACCUGAGCACGUUUCGCUGGACACUAGACUAUGUCUGGGCAAAAUGUGCCGUCUCUGUUCUCCUCGUUCUCAAACUAGCCAUACUUCUCCGCGACCCGGUUCCUGCAGUCAUGGUCCUACUCCGCGACGCGCACAGGGUGCUUGAGGAACUCAAGACCGUCACCGUCGGCCACAUUGCCUAUUUCCAGAUCCUCCAGACGAGUAUCGAGAAGUGUGAGGCUGCUUUGAGGGAGUAUGCUGCUGAGCAGGAUCCGAGUUUAGGCCCUGAAAGCGCACCGAGCAGAAAUGGAAGCCUUGCUGAGACGGAGUUCCAGGGCUAUGUGCCCAGUGAGUUUGUGUUUGAGUGGGACUUUCCAGGGCUAAAUUUGAAGCACAUGCCGCUUGGAUGGCAGGAUCUGUUUGUCAAUAUCGAUAACUUGUUCUGA
Pyrenophora tritici-repentis Pt-1C-BFP is the source of this 1473-nucleotide messenger RNA. The record is from RefSeq and is a predicted model, not a curated record. NCBI's taxonomy places the organism in Eukaryota, Fungi, Ascomycota, Dothideomycetes, Pleosporales, Pleosporaceae.